Zychaea mexicana is the source of this 1032-nucleotide messenger RNA. RefSeq names its product fungal-specific transcription factor domain-containing protein. NCBI's taxonomy places the organism in Eukaryota, Fungi, Mucoromycota, Mucoromycetes, Mucorales, Lichtheimiaceae. The transcript has a single exon. The record is from RefSeq and is a predicted model, not a curated record. Gene Ontology annotation, molecular function: zinc ion binding; DNA binding. Gene Ontology annotation, biological process: DNA-templated transcription. The annotation marks the transcript as partial.
AUGCCCGAGGAUACAGUACACUCAUUACAACAACAACAGCAACAACAACAGCACCAGCACCAGCAGCAUCAGCAUCAGCAUCAGCAUCAGCACUCGCAUCAGCAGCACCCACAUUCUUCUGACAGUACGUCGAGUAGUACGAACGCAGGUACGGAUCAGUACACGAUCAACAAUCUGGAAAAUGCAACAGAGUCGUGUUACCUAUUUGCAGACACAAAAGACGGUUAUACAGCACGGAGCAAACGACGUGGUCCACCACUUGAAUCGCGUACCAGCAACACGCUCGCAUCUCUUGGCGAAGGAUUGCGGAAAGUCAGUCUAUAUGACAGGCAUUCCGGCAAAACAUUUACAGAUGCAGAGCCGUAUGGCAGCUUUCUUAAAUGGGUGCCCGAACCACCAUUGCCGAGCCGGUACACGGGUUCCAUUGAGAUGCCAUCGCGUGAACUACAAAUGGAGAUGCUUGAGCAAUUCUUUCGCGAAAACUAUGAAGUGAUGCCGAUUGUUCCUCGACGAUAUUUUUUUGAACAGCUGCGAUGUAAGGGUCCCUUUAUCACGCCACUCCUGCUCAAUGCAAUCUAUGCCCAGACCAGUCGUUACUUGGACAAUUCCGAAUUACCGAAACCCGAAGUUUUUUACCAUCGAGCAAAGCGGCUGCUCGACGACUUUAUGGACAUGCCACGAAUCAGCACCGUUGUCGCGUUAUGUUACAUGAGCCUGUACGAACCAUCGCCGUCAACUCACCGCAGCGGAAGUCCGUUCUGUCGCUCGUGGAUGUAUAGUGGCAUGGCGUAUCGCAUGUGUCUAGAACUCGGCCUGCAUAACCAAUCCAAUAUCAGCAAGGAGUUGCCGCGCGAGGAAAUUGAGUUACGAAAACGCGUGUUUUGGUCAUGCUACUGUCUUGACAAGGUGCAAAGCGGUGGCUGGGAACGGCCGUGGAUGAUUACUAAACAAUUUGCACUCGUCGACCUACCGAAUGGCUUACCUGACGACGACGCCGAAGAGCAACUUAUCCUUGAAAACUUGAAGCAGAAG